Schizosaccharomyces osmophilus is the source of this 663-nucleotide messenger RNA. It is a transcript of the gene oaa1, whose product is annotated as mitochondrial acylpyruvase Oaa1. The record is from RefSeq and is a predicted model, not a curated record. Lineage: Eukaryota; Fungi; Ascomycota; Schizosaccharomycetes; Schizosaccharomycetales; Schizosaccharomycetaceae. Gene Ontology annotation, molecular function: acetylpyruvate hydrolase activity. Gene Ontology annotation, cellular component: mitochondrion. The coding region runs from base 1 to 663 and encodes 220 amino acids. The transcript has 2 exons.
AUGUUGUCUCGAGCAAGUAAAAUUCUGUGUAUUGGAAGAAACUAUACUGCGCACAUUCGUGAAUUGAAAAAUGCUGUUCCCAAAAAGCCCUUCUUCUUCUUAAAGCCCCCGAGUGCAAUUGUUGAGCCCGGCAAAGGAAAAUUACUAAUUCCAUCAGAUGUUCAAGCACAUUACGAAGUUGAGCUUGGGCUUGUUAUAGGCUCCAAGCUGCCUGCUCGUCAACCCAUUUUUCACUCCAAAUGGACAGAGGCUAUUGCUGGAUACUUUGUAGGAAUAGACGUUACCGCACGCAACCUUCAAAAUGAAGCUAAGAAGGCAGGACUUCCUUGGUCUUUCUGCAAAGGAUACGAUACAUUCUUGCCGGUGGGUCCCUUCAUCCCAAAACACCAGGUUCCUGACCCUCACAAUGUCAUCGUCGAGCUUUCUCAAAAUGAUAAAGUCGUUCAGCAUGAAAACACUUCAUUGAUGCUAAAUCGUAUUCCAAAAAUCUUGGACAGUAUUACGGAGACCAUGACUUUGCAACCUGGUGACCUGAUACUGACUGGAACACCGAAAGGUGUUGGAAAAGUGUUUGCAAAAGACGUUCUUUCAGCUCGACUCUUAAGUGCUGAAGGAAAUGAAAUAACCCCUAGUGCUUUCUCCAUACAAGCGGAUGUCGUUUGA